AUGAGUCUUAAGCAGCAACCUGUUUCAUAUCAGACAGCCUUAAACAACAUUAAAAACAAGCCUCGCUGUGGUUUUGCAUUUGCGGCUCUGGUCACUUAUAAAGAGCUGAACUUGUCCAGCGAUCUGCUCCACAAGAUAAGCAGCGAGAAAUCAGACGAUAAAGAGAGAAACAUCACUUAUCAACUCAACUCUAAAGUGGUGACGGCCGUCGUCAGUAAUGCAGAAACCAAACAGCUGUCAGAGCCGGUGAUGUUCGUCUUUAGACACGUGGAGGAGAGGGCAGAGUCUGAGGGGGUGGCUUACUCCUGUGUGUACUGGGAUGAUACUGAGGGGGCGUGGUCUGAGGAGGGCUGUGUGGGGGCGUGGUCUAACAGCACUCACACAGUGUGUUACUGGUCUCAUUUCAGUAGUUUUGCUGUGCUCAUGGCUCUCUAUCCUGUGCAGGACUCAUUUGAUUUGGUGUUGAUCACACAAGUGGAUUUAGCUCUGUCUCUGGUCUGUUUAUUUCUCUGUAUCCUUACGUUCAAGUUCUGCCACUCCAUCCAAGGAACCCGAACCAGCAUUCAUCUCCAUCUGAGCAUCUGUCUCUUCAUCGCAGAUCUCGUCUUCCUCUGCGGGAUCUCCAGUACUCUGAGGUACAAUGAGGUAGCGUGUGCGAUUGUGGCCGGUCUGCUUCAUUUCUUCUUCUUGUCUGCGUUCUGCUGGAUGCUGCUGGAGGGGGUUCAGCUCUACCGGAUGGUUGUGCUGGUGUUUCACACCACAUUAAAACAUCUCCACAUGUAUCUGGUGGGAUACGGAGUCCCUCUCGUCAUCGUCAUCAUCUCUGCCAUCGCCUUCCCAAAGGGAUACGGCACCAAACGACUCUGCUGGCUCUCUCUCGAUCGCUAUUUUAUCUUGAGUUUUUUCGCACCCGUCUGCAUCAUUGUGAUCCUCAAUGGUUUUGUCUUCAUCAUCACCGUGUGGAAACUGGCUAAAAAGUUCUCCAGUCUCAAUCCAGACCUCUCCAAACUCAACCAGAUCAGGAGUUUCACGGUGACCGCCGUGGCUCAGUUGUGUGUUCUUGGAGGAACGUGGAUCUUUGGCUUCUUCCUCUUCCAGGAGAAAGGGACUGAAGUCAUGCUGUACCUCUUCAUCAUCCUCAACACUCUCCAGGGGGCGCUAAUCUUCAUCCUGCACUGCCUGCUGUCCAAACCGGUCAGGAUGGAGUAUUACAGUCUGUUUGUCCGAAUGUGCCCACAUAAGAAGAAAGCCAAAUACAGAAUCAGUACCAGCCAGACCAACAGCAGUCAGAAACCUCUGCGGAGCGACGGCAGCACAGCAGAGUCACAGAUGUAAAGCACUUGUCGUGUGCUGAUGGAUUUUGUACAAACUCUUCAACACAAGACACACAAAGACUUUCUGUGUCAAAUGAAGACUUUUCACAAGCUUUAACUCAACAGUACACGUUCACAGUCGUCAUCUGAUGAAUACUGCUGCUUGUUCAUCACAUGGGAUAUGCAUCAUCUGUUACUGGAGACGGAGAUUGUUGUAUAGACUUGAAUCGAGUAUUUAGGUUGCUUCUGAUUUCGGCUUUUCUUUGCAUGUGAGUGUAAAGUUUUAAUUUUUAGAUUAUGCAGAAGAAAACAGUUUUAUAAUGAUGAAUGUUGUAUUGUGUUGAGGGAGCGCAUAGUUUGUCAAUUAAUGAAGUCAUUCUUUAGAAGCGAGGCCGUAACCAUGUCAAAACAUCCUGAUGUUUAGCUCACGAGUAUUUCUAACCUGUGUAUUUUCUCUGGUUUCUGCCGCCAUUAUACAGGAAUGUAAUGACUGUAACAACCAAAAGUGAUAUGUCUGUUCAUAUGGUAUUAUAUUACAUUAUAUUGGUAAAGAUUACUUAUAUGCUAUUUUGUAUAUGCAAACUAAAAUUAAUUAAAAGGGGAAUAA
Molecule: messenger RNA, 1920 nt
Organism: Onychostoma macrolepis
Lineage: Eukaryota; Metazoa; Chordata; Actinopteri; Cypriniformes; Cyprinidae
Product: adhesion G protein-coupled receptor E5-like
Exons: 9
Coding region: 1-1335 (444 amino acids)
Biological process (GO): cell surface receptor signaling pathway; adenylate cyclase-activating G protein-coupled receptor signaling pathway
Cellular component (GO): membrane
Molecular function (GO): G protein-coupled receptor activity
Source: RefSeq, a predicted model, not a curated record